UCUCGCCUGCUGAGCCCGCGCAGCGCACCAGAUCAGAGCCAUGGCACCUUCGACGCAGUCCAAGAAGCUCCUGCUCGACGUCGGCCUCUUUGCGGUCUCGCAAGUGCUGUUCUACUAUGCGUUCAAGGUCGUCAUGAACCAGAUGGACCCGGCCAAGGGCAAGCGCAAGGAGUCCAAGGCCAAGUCCAAGGAGACGCUCGGCAAGCUCGGCAUCGACCUCGCGUCGCUCGACCUGAGCGAGCACGAGGAGAUCAUCGCGGGCGAGGUCGUCGCCGCAGAGGACAUCCACGUCUCGUUCCAGGACAUCGGCGGCCUCGACCCCAUCAUCUCGCAGCUGCGCGAGGCCGUCAUCUUCCCGCUCGUGUACCCGCAGCUGUUCGACAGCGCCGCCGGGCUCUUUGGCGCGCCAAAGGGCGUCCUCAUGUACGGCCCGCCGGGCUGCGGCAAGACGAUGCUCGCCAAGGCUCUCGCCAAGGAGUCGGGCGCCACCUUCAUCAACAUGCACGUCUCUACGUUGACCGACAAAUGGUUCGGCGAGUCGAACAAGCUCGUUGCGGCCCUCUUCUCGCUCGCGCACAAGCUUCAGCCGGCGAUCAUCUUCAUCGACGAGAUCGACUCGUUCCUGCGCGAGCGCAGCCGGGCCGACCACGAGGUGACGGGCAUGAUGAAGGCCGAGUUCAUGUCGAUGUGGGACGGUCUCACGACGAGCAACGACACGCGCAUCCUCGUCCUCGGCGCGACCAACCGCCCGAACGACAUCGACUCGGCCAUCUUGCGCCGCAUGCCCAAGCGGUUCGCAAUCAAGCUCCCCGACGCGCACCAGCGCCGCAACAUCCUCACCCUCAUGCUCAAGGACAUCCGGCUCGAGCCCGGGUUCGACCUCGAGGCGCUCGUCAAGAAAACGGACGGGUUGAGCGGGAGCGACUUGAAGGAGGCGUGUCGGAACGCGGCCAUGGUCCCGGUGCGCGAGUACAUGCGCAAGAACCUCGCCAACGGCCAGGUCGACCUCGAGAAGGUCCAGGCCGGGAAGUUCGACAUUCGCCCGCUCGCGCUGCGGGACUUUUUGCGGAGCGACGACGCCGAAGUCACCGCCGAGCCCCUCGACUGAACCCUCGCCCCCUCGCCGAGCAUCCCCUGCACCCCUCGAUCCUCAAGCAUGCCCGUCUCUCGCUCGUCAUCCUGUUGUGCACCGCCUAGAGCCCCCUCUCUCUCCCUCGUCGGGCCACUCUUGUACACUGCCGCGAGCGCAACAAUGUAAUAUCACAUGGCGCACUUCUACUCUCUCCUCUUGCCGUCCCUCUCGUCCUGCGCCCCUGCGCCAAUCCGCCCCUCGAGCUCUCGCCACGCGUCCAUCCACCCGCGCUCGAACGCCUCGACGCCGAACCGUGCCUG
This is a messenger RNA of Rhodotorula graminis WP1, 1392 nucleotides long. RefSeq lists its product as uncharacterized. Gene Ontology annotation, cellular component: mitochondrial outer membrane. Gene Ontology annotation, molecular function: ATP hydrolysis activity; ATP binding. NCBI's taxonomy places the organism in Eukaryota, Fungi, Basidiomycota, Microbotryomycetes, Sporidiobolales, Sporidiobolaceae. The record is from RefSeq and is a predicted model, not a curated record. The transcript is spliced from 9 exons. Bases 41 to 1108 code for a protein of 355 amino acids.